UCGAACGGGUAGGCUGUGCCCAAUGCUGGCGCGUGCGUCAUUUGACAGCUUAUAACGAUGAAAUCAAAACUUUCAAAGGCAUUGUGUCAUGUGUAUUUACUCAUGUCAUUUACAAGUUACAAUGAUCAAGUGUAGUGCAUCUAAACAAAUUCGUAAUCCAAAUCAAUGACAGCGGGGGUUUGAAAUGCAGGCAUUCCGCGGAGAAUAUUGAACUUUGUUUUUUUGUUCGGUUCGUUUUCAAUAUAUUCAAUACAUUGCAUAAGUCCGUGUUUUUUUUUCUGAACUGAUUUCGCGGUGUGAACGUUUGACAAAUGAAGUGACGCUGUUUUGUUAAUUUGUGCCUGAAAAGUGUUUCUAAGUGACGUAAGUCGCCAAAAUAUUCAAGGCAAACUAGCACUCAAGUGGCCAUACAGCUGUCACUGACGCACGUGUCAUCGAAAUAGGAGGUGUCACACUGACAGUGACGUAAAGAGACUUGUCAAACUUCGCCUGACAUUAAGAGGCCGGUGAUGUCCCGCCGACGCAUUGAGGGAUUAGAUGUCACCUGAUUCUGUCAGAACCAGGAUGAAGUUCUCGACGGGAUCAAGCUCCAGCAGCCUCGCGAGCGACUCGCUGUCUAGGAAGUCGACGCUCUGCAUUUACACAGAAGUGGAUACACCUCUACCGCCUACUAUUGAAAGGAUGGAUAGCAGCUCUGAAGCGAUGGAGCUCCGGCGGGAGUUAGACGCUGUUAAAAGCGCAUUGCAGAAGCAGUCGGAGUCGGUUUUGAAGCAGAAGCAUCAGUUAGUAGAAGCUGGACAGGCUCUCGUAGCUCGGGACAAACAAGCUGUGCAAGAAAGGCGCCUCAGACAAGACCAGCUUGCUCUUGUUUUAAGAUCACUAGUCCUACUAGAGUCACGUUUAACUCGAGAGCAGAAACAAAUCCACGUUUCUCUUAAACAGAAAGAUAAAAUAAUUAAGUCUCAACAGGAGGAAAUAUUGAAGCUUAAAACCAGGAAAUCAUAUUGCAGCAAUUGUCAACAGUUACUAGGUUUCACAAGUGAACAGACUAAUAUUGAAACUGAUCCAGAAUUUCAAAGCCUAGAAAGUACAGACUCAAGAUUUCCACAUGCUUUCGUAAGAAGCAGUAGUUAUCGUGAACGAAAGUCACCCCCUGUUUUUCAAAAGAACACUAGACUGAGUAAGAGCUUCCAACUGCCGAAAAAUGAUACAAUUUAUUGUAAUACCAGCUCAAGCGAAGAAGGAAAUAACGGAAACGUUUGUGGUAAAGGAACUUUUAUAAAGAACAAACAAGCUUUUGUUCGAAGGGACGUAUUGAGACGAUCAAGAAAAUAUUCGGGCAGAAGAAACAGUAGUAUCAAAAUUUCCGACCAACAAAAAAUCUACAGGCAUCAAGCGAAUAAUAGUAGUAGUGCCGAUGAUUGCGCCGCCAUGAGCUAUCAGGUAAAUCGUGACGAUGUUGAUCUAACUGCAAACCAAAUUGCUAAUGAUAUAAGAAUAGCUUCUAUCAAAAUUGACCAACUUAUAUGCGAAGCUAAUAAAAAGGAAAGAGAAGAUAUUCUCAGUGACUCAGAAAAAACAUAUGCAACUAAAAUUGAGAGGCUUCAUGGGAUUAAGAGGCAUGCCUCAGAUGAUAUAAAAGCUAAUAGGACCCUAUUUUUGAACAAUGUCCUAAAUGAAAAAAAUGAUGAAAAACCUUGGUACUGCAAUGUCAGCGAUCAGGAACAAGACAUCGAUUGUAUGGACCAAAGAUUACCACAAAAAACGAAGCCGUGUGAUGACGUCCUGAUAGCAGGACUUAACAGCGGUAUCAUCAACGCUGAAAUAAUUUCAGCCAAAAAUGAAGUUCUCUGCAAUAACGUUAUAUUAAAUGGUAUAGUAGAUACUAGAUUUGACGACAAAAACAAUAAUAUUCCAUCAAAAUCAAUUCAAAUUGAACAUAUAAAUGAUAUCAAUGAGAAUUGGUACGCAAGUACUAGUGAUGCUGAAGAGGCUCCUCCCAAUGAGAUAUAUAAAAAUAAUCCUGUAUUGGAAUGUGUUAAUCAAAUUUUAUUACAAAAUUCAUUAGAUGAUAGCAGCAAUGAUAACUCUAAGUCUAGCGAAGCUCCUACUCCUAGUCCAAAAGCGACAACGAAAAGAGUUCAAUUUUCGACGUUGAAUAGUAUUUCUUAUGAUGAAAAAGUUAGACCAUCCACUAAUAACAAUACGCUACCUCGGGCAGACAAAAGAGCAAACAAAAUAGUUAAAUUCAGUUUAGAAACUGCAUCAGAACAUAGCUACGAGGUACCCAAUACAGCUCAAGGUUUUCAGUAUGAGAUUCAAAGUAUUUAUAGUAAUGAAUAUGAACCUAUCAUAACCAGAUCAACGGAGCAAAGGUCUAUGUCAUUGCCGCAUAUUAUGGAACAAUUUGAUAACAAAACUAGUGUUCCGAAAAUUAAGGGAUCUAUUGUUAAAAACAUCGCUGCCAAUAUUGAAAGUCGAAACACAAACAACAGUUUUGAAUUUAGAUCUGAAAACAACCGUGGAUCCAUGAAAAUAUUUAAUAAAAGAAAAGUGCCCCGAACUCCUCCAGCUCUGCCACCUAAGCCGAAGAAUUUAUCGGCCAAAUUGAAAGCUGAAAAUACUGUCAAAAGCCUGGCAGAAAGUUUAGACUCUGAAGCCGUUGCGGCUAAUCAACGGGUUGCAGAUGUUAAGAUGAGAAACCUGGGUAACACGGCAACACCGAAGAACGUUGAACCGGACUACUGCUCCAUUUCAGAGAUAAAUGUUCCAGUAGUCAAUAACAGUAAGAGAGACUUACUACUCACGCAGCCAACGGUCGAAAUUCAUAAUGAGCAAUACAAUACACACACAGCAAACCACAGAAAUAAUAUUGCAAAAGUUGUGUCUCUACCAAGAAUUCAAAACAAAAUCAGUGACAUUGAUAUACCUAAGCUCCCACAGGUAACCGAAAUAAUAAUUCCAGAUGACGAUGAAAAACCUGAGGAUGAUCACCGAUCGUUUCAAACAGCCAAUAAUCAUCAUUAUCUGGUUAAUUUCAACAUUCAACCUAAAAUCGAAACUCGUGCUUCGAUUCAGAUGGGCAACACUGUAUCUUCCAUUCUUUCGGAGAUUAAUAAAGGUGUGAAGACUAACGGUAAACAAAUAAAUUUAACAGAAUUAGACAAUCAAUUCAACAAUGUUAUUGAAAAACCUCAGAAACGCAACGUGGAGCAUAAAGCGGAAUACUUUGACGAUAUAGAUAAAUUUGAUUUAUCACAAAACUUCGAAGAGUUCAAAAUAGAUGAUGAACUUGGCAGUAUAGUUGCUGAGGAAUAUCGCAUAAGUUCAGGUAGCAGCGAUGGUUCUAUAUCUGAUGCUGUAAUAGAGCACAUUAUAACUUUACCGAAUAAACAAAAUGAAGAAAAUGAUGAGGCAAAUAUAGUAAAGGAAAAUAAUAAAUUUCAGGAAUCCAAUGAGGCUAUAAAUACUGGUCUUCCAAAAAACGCUAAGCUUUCAAAUAAGCCUGAUCUCCUAUCUAAUAUAGAGAACUUAGAGACUGAAUCAGUUAGAAAUUCUGACAUUGAAUCGAGCAACUCUUCGGGUAGUAACAGUGGAUCGUACAACACUGUAAAAUGCGAACCAAGAAUGAUAGUUUCAUCAGAAAGCAACAUGAAAACGAGGGGAGCUUUCGAUUUCUUCCUUGAGACAUCUGGUCUUAGUACUAAGUCAAUAUUUUCGCCGAACAAAAACUAUCUAGGUAUGAGGCCGCCGAGUGCAAAUCACAAAAACGUACUGAAGCCAAAAGACGUAAAAAUGCGCGUCAAAAAUACCAUCACAACGAAUAAAAUCAACGAAAAAUCAAUGACGACUGCUAUCAAAUAUUUCGAGCCUUAUGUGUAACUUUAUAUUUAGUAUAAUAUAUGUUAAGUACUUAACGUUAGGCUAAACUAAUUAUUAUUUAUUGUAAAAAUGAACUUGCCUGCAUAAUAUUAGUGUAAUUAAUGUUUCAACCUUUAUUUUGUAAAUAUACAAUGUUCACUUAUUAUUUGAAAAUAUAAUACAUCUAUCUGUUAAAUAAA
This is a messenger RNA of Leptidea sinapis, 4061 nucleotides long. RefSeq lists its product as uncharacterized. The transcript is spliced from 3 exons. The coding region runs from base 538 to 3882 and encodes 1114 amino acids. NCBI's taxonomy places the organism in Eukaryota, Metazoa, Arthropoda, Insecta, Lepidoptera, Pieridae. The record is from RefSeq and is a predicted model, not a curated record.